AUGCACGAUGCCGAGGAGGAGGACAGCAAGACUUGGAGUCAAAUCUUUGUCCGCUCGCUCACUCCAGAGCUUCAAAUGGCUGUGAAGGUAGCUAGCGCUGCCUCAGCCAAAGACCAGCCUCUCAAUGUUGCGAAGGCGACCGAACUGCUGAGCACUGUGUACGAUGGAACGACCGCAGACCUGCCAAGAAAGCAAGAGUCGCGAGUCGACCAGUGCCGUCGCCACCCCACAUCUAACCACACCAAUGGUCAAUGUUUCUCGAGCAAGCCCGAGUCCUUUUCUCAAAAGAGAGACAAAGGUAAGGAACGGGCCGGAACCAAAGUCGAUGAAGAACGCUGCUGGUUUUGCGGCCGAAUUCGUGUAGAUGGUAACGAGUACAAAGGGAAAGGGCUCAGUCCGCAACCUCGGUCGCCACCCAAUAGUGAACCCAACCAGCAGAACGUCCUUCCGGUCACUGACAUGGAUUUGGAUUUUAAUAUGGUCAUUGACAAGGCCAACCAAGCUAUGCGAUCAGGGCCUUACAUCCAAGAAUCGUCGUUGUAUCCUGUCGGGCUCUUGCACCGUUCUAGAGUAUUCAAGCUCCAUCAACGACUACUCUUCAACAGGACUGAACUUUUUCAGCUUGCAACUGUCGAAGAAGGGCUGUAUGUAUAUCCGUUCGAAACCGUGGCAUAUUUGGACCGCGUUAGCUCAAGAAGCCAGGUUUCGCGGUCCUCAUCGGACAAUACUUUUCCGUAUGUCAUGACACGUGCUGUAUGGCCAACUGAGCGAUGGGCAGACAGCAGUGCUUCAUUAUAG
This is a messenger RNA of Zychaea mexicana, 798 nucleotides long. RefSeq lists its product as uncharacterized. The record is from RefSeq and is a predicted model, not a curated record. The transcript is spliced from 4 exons. Lineage: Eukaryota; Fungi; Mucoromycota; Mucoromycetes; Mucorales; Lichtheimiaceae. The coding region runs from base 1 to 798 and encodes 265 amino acids.